Messenger RNA from Salvia splendens (bonfire salvia), 948 nucleotides. Its product is annotated as serine/threonine-protein phosphatase 7 long form homolog. NCBI's taxonomy places the organism in Eukaryota, Viridiplantae, Streptophyta, Magnoliopsida, Lamiales, Lamiaceae. Gene Ontology annotation, biological process: meristem development; meristem maintenance. The record is from RefSeq and is a predicted model, not a curated record. The coding region runs from base 1 to 948 and encodes 315 amino acids. The transcript is spliced from 3 exons.
AUGAGCCUCAUGCGUCUCUAUUUCGAAUUAAAUCAGUUCCGCGAGAGGCAGACAGGCAGAAUACACGCGAGAGAGAAUUCUGAUAGGCGACUUCCGGCGAUUCCUUGGCGAUUUCUUGGCGAAUCCGGCGAUUUCCUCUCGUUUUCCGAUUUGCAGAAACAUCACAUUUCACAUAAACUCAUGAAAGAGGGCACAACCCAAGUAUUUAAAGUCCGAAGGACAGAAAGCAAGACUUGGGACGUCGAAAUUCACGAGAAUGUUAGAUAUUGGCUUGACGUCUUUGGUUUCAAAGGCGUGAUCGAUUGUGGGAAGCCCAUGAAGGUGGACAACGAGCUGAUCACGGCGUUGAUUGAGCGUUGGAGACCGGAGACGCACACUUUCCAUCUACCGAUCGGUGAGGCGACGAUCACCUUGGAAGAUGUGCAAGCCAUUUGGGGCUUGAGGGCGGAUGGUCGCGUUUUCACAGGGCGUGACUAUCAUGACAACUUUCCAGACUGGACCAGCAAGUGCCGCGAUCUGUUGGGAUGGAUACCAGAUACUUCCACAGAGACAAAGCAAGGCGGUUUGCUGAUGACCACACUGAUCAACCAGACAAGGAUGCCUCUGGGUGAUGACCUACCUAUGUACGUAUACAUCCAAAGGGCACAUAUCCAUGCCUUAAUUUUAUUAGGAGGUCUCAUUCUACCGGACACCACGGGGUGUAAGGUGCCAUUUAUGUGGUUGAAUGGGCUUGGGGAUCCAGAAGAGGUGAAGAAUAUUAGUUGGGGAAGUGCGGCAUUGGCCUACCUUUAUCAUUAUCUGUGCGAGGCUUCCAUGGAUAAGAGAAAAGAGUUGGGCGGGCCUAUGAUGCUUCUGCAGCUAUGGGCGUGGGAAAGAAUGCCCACAUUGAGGCAUGCGUUCAUUGGACCAGUUGUGGAAAGGAACAACGCAGAUAGGAAAUGCUCCUAG